Messenger RNA from Fusarium mangiferae, 768 nucleotides. RefSeq lists its product as uncharacterized. The transcript has 2 exons. Gene Ontology annotation, cellular component: mRNA cleavage and polyadenylation specificity factor complex; nucleus. Gene Ontology annotation, biological process: termination of RNA polymerase II transcription. NCBI's taxonomy places the organism in Eukaryota, Fungi, Ascomycota, Sordariomycetes, Hypocreales, Nectriaceae. The coding region runs from base 1 to 768 and encodes 255 amino acids. Gene Ontology annotation, molecular function: RNA polymerase II CTD heptapeptide repeat phosphatase activity. The record is from RefSeq and is a predicted model, not a curated record.
AUGGAGGUUGCCAACGGUGGCUCUUCGGCCCAGAGCCAGAAUGGCUCAUCUGAAAGCAACACCGGAUACAAACUCAAGUUUUGCACUGUCUGUGCUAGUAACAACAAUCGCUCCAUGGAAGCUCAUCUACGGCUAUCGCAGGCUGACUAUCCUGUCAUUUCCUUCGGCACCGGUUCUCUCGUCCGCCUGCCUGGGCCUACCGUUACCCAACCUAAUGUGUAUCACUUUAACAAAACUUCUUAUGACAGUAUGUUCAAGGAGCUUGAAUCCAAGGAUGCUCGGCUGUAUAGGAACAACGGCAUCCUUAACAUGUUAAACCGUAACCGUGGCGUCAAAUGGGGCCCAGAACGCUGGCAAGACUGGCAAGUUGGUGUACCUCGCCUGCAGCAUGCUAAGGACCGUGGCAGCGAGGGUACCGAAGGUGGUCUAGUCGAUGUUGUCAUCACCUGUGAAGAGCGAUGCUGGGAUGCUGUUGUCGAUGAUCUCCUUAACAGGGGGUCACCGCUCAACCGACCUGUCCAUGUCAUCAAUGUCGAGAUUAAGGAUAACCACGAAGAGGCCGCCAUUGGUGGGCAGGGUAUCUUGGAUCUUGCGAACUCUCUCAACGCGGCUGCUCGUGAAGAGCGUGACGCUGUUGGUGCUUCGUCCUUUGACAAUGGUUCUGCCUCAAGCAGAGCCUCCUUUGAUGAGCGAGUACCUGAUAUUCUGGCUUCAUGGCAGGAAAGAUGGCCCAAACUGCCAGCGACCUGGACCGUGGCUUGGUUCUAA